Molecule: messenger RNA, 1387 nt
Organism: Magallana angulata
Lineage: Eukaryota; Metazoa; Mollusca; Bivalvia; Ostreida; Ostreidae
Exons: 2
Source: RefSeq, a predicted model, not a curated record
AUGCAUAUACAAAUGUACAUGUGCAUAUGAUCGCUGGUAUCCAAAGACCAACAUCACGUCCUCCGGGGGAGCAAGACCUAAAAAGAGUUCUCAUGGAUACCCAUCGUCUGUAAAUCGUUCCGUUCUUCCCGAUGAACUUCAGAACAAUUUCUAUCCUGAUGUCUUACUUAUUUAUUCGCAAGAAGAUGAAAAACUUGCACAAUCAUUCCUUACUGAAACCCGAAACAAAAUCAAGGAUCAUAAUUACAUUGUUGCUGGGUAUUUAGACAAACAGGUAUGGGUGAACCCUGCAGAUGGACUUCCAGACUAUGAAAGAUGUUCUGCUUUUAUGUAUUUAUUCACAGGGAAGAAAUCUGUGAAGGACUAUCUCGAGGUUACAAAACAUGGUCAUCUAAGAGAUCUCUUGUACGAGGAAAAAUUCAUACCAGUGUUAACAGAACCCGAGGGAGACUUGGAUCUCCCUAUGUCCGCCACUGUUUCCUGUCCUCUGAGAUACUAUAAACAACAGACGUCCGCUAUUAAAGGGUUUCUACAGAAACACGCAAAAAUCCGAAAAGAAAAGGAGAGGGAACAUAAGAAAAAGGAACAGGCUUUUCUGGACAGUAUAGAGACUGAUACACCCAUAACACCCACAAAUAAACAAACGAUUAUACUAUGCUCUAAGUUUGCCAUUUUUGGAGACAGUGGCAAUAUCAUAAUGAAUAAAUAUACACGUGACGAGAAGGGGCCCUUUAUGUCACAACAAUACCAGAAUGAAUUUCAUGGUAAUCCUUUAAAGAAAGGAGAAUGUCUUGGGUGUCCGGAGGAUGUCGAUGAAUUAGGACCACCAUCACGGGACUCAAGAGGCAGCAGUCAAACGCCUUGGAACUUGCCAGUGUCUUUUGAAGGCAAACAUAACAGCUAUCAAAGCUUUCAAAAUAGACUAAGCACUCAAGUUGAAGACUUUUCUCGUAGACGCGAAGCCACAUUAAAUGAUAGGCCGUUAUCGGGUAGUUUGAAUGACGUUGCUUCGAUUGAGAUGAAACAGUUCUCACCUACAUGUAACAAUAGUCCAGUUUCAAGAGAAAUUCCUACGGAUGCGUCUUUUCCAGUCCUCCCAUUUAUCAGCAGCAUGGCGAGUCAAAAGCCCAGCAACAGUGACGUCUAUAGGAGCCGCGGCGUUCCGAUCGAAUGCCCGAGUCGUAAAGAAGUUUGUGGUUCAAUGUUUUCGUUUUCUAACAUUCCUGACUCGUAUGGACCACCAUCGGAGACCAACAUCCCAAUGCCCAAUCCACAAAAACGACAUACCCAUGCAGAAUGCGUGGAAAACAUAGCAUCACAUGAUUCUUUGCAAUCCGUUUUGCCAGGAGAAGGGUUAAGUCUUGGUUCAUUGCAGGACAGUGAUUGA